AUGGGCCGUAGGGCGCCGGCGCUGCGCCCACUACACAGUGCCGGUCAACCGAAAUCCAAUCAAAUUAUCCCCGUGAUAGAUGCGAGCAUCGUUGUGAAGAUCCUUGACAUCCGAGCGCACCGAUCGAUUCUACCUAUUGCUGAUCUUCCCAACUCCCUCUAG
Messenger RNA from Blumeria graminis f. sp. triticale, 162 nucleotides. Lineage: Eukaryota; Fungi; Ascomycota; Leotiomycetes; Helotiales; Erysiphaceae. The record is from the annotation of a GenBank genome assembly.